Molecule: messenger RNA, 1493 nt
Organism: Exophiala xenobiotica
Lineage: Eukaryota; Fungi; Ascomycota; Eurotiomycetes; Chaetothyriales; Herpotrichiellaceae
Exons: 2
Coding region: 79-1350 (423 amino acids)
Biological process (GO): regulation of DNA-templated transcription; nucleotide-excision repair
Cellular component (GO): transcription factor TFIIH core complex; transcription factor TFIIH holo complex
Source: RefSeq, a predicted model, not a curated record
GUAUAGUCCUGUCAUUGCAUUUCCCAACGGCGUCAUCCCCAUCCCUCAACAACCCACCCAUUCUCAUCUCUUAUCAACAUGAAUGCCGUCGACGCAUCCGAUCACUUUGAUAAACCCUCACAAGAACAAUCCCCAUCCCUCUUGUCCAUCAUCCUUGACACCAACCCAGCAGCAUGGUCGCUCCUCUCUCCCACCCUCUCAUUCUCCAGUGCCAUCGCCAACCUUCUCGUCUUCAUCAACGCCCACCUCGCCGCCAACUACACCAACAAAGUCGCCGUCAUUGCCUCCCACUGUGACAAAGCCCAAUGGCUCUAUCCUUCCCCGACCGAACAGAAGCUCCCAGACUCUCAUCCAUCUCGUCUUUCCCAAAAGCAUCAACCCGACCAGACUCAACCUCAACAUGAACCAACCAAACGUCUCAACCUCAACCUCAAACCCCCUUCAUCCACCUCCUCUUCUAACACCACGACCACGACCGCCACCACCACCACCACCACCUCGGACGAAGGCAACAAAUACCGCCCCUUCCGCCUUGUCGAGGAAGAAUUCCUCCAUAACCUCACCAUCCUCCUCUCCACCACAACCCCAGACUCUGUCUCAUCCAGCACAUCGACCAUGAUCGCCGGCGCCCUCACCCUCGCCCUAAGCCACAUCAACCGCGAAUCCAUCCUACACGCCGAAUCUCUCAUCGGAGCCACAACCAUCACCGCCACCACCACGGACGCGACCAACACCGUCUCCGCGACCACCGAAGCGGGCACCAACACCCUGCAAUCCCGGAUUCUCCUGAUCUCCGCCUCACCCUCCACGGACCUUGCGCACCAGUACAUCCCCAUCAUGAACGCCAUUUUCGCCUGUCAGCGUCUGUCCAUACCCAUUGACAUCCUGCAACUCCCGCUCCCUCUUCCCACUACAAAGAAGCAAAAUCUCCAGUCCAAUGAUGGCUCCAAUACCUCCUCCGACUCGACCGUUUUCCUCCAACAAGCCGCCGAUGCGACGCACGGCAUCUUCAUCCCCGCUGAACUACCCACUUCGUCGUCCGGAGCAUCCGCGUCGCAAGCUUUCCUGACUUAUCUGCUCCUCUCAUUCUUGCCAAGUCCGAUGACGCGAAGCAGGCACUUGAUCCUGCCGACGCGCAUUGACGUGGACUUCCGAGCGGCUUGCUUCUGUCAUCGCAAUGUAGUCAGCAUUGGAUUUGUAUGCAGUAUCUGUCUGAGUAUUUUCUGCUCCGUCCCCGAGAAUGGAGACUGUCUCACUUGUGGCACGCACUUGACUGUCGGACAGUACGGGGCCAGGCCGGUGGUUGUGGCGAAGAAGACGAAAAAGAAGCAGGCAGCUGCUGGGAGAUGAGAUGAGCAUGCAACAAAGGGCCGACCCGAGUGGGUAUACGGGAGUCGCAAAUUGGAAUAAUAGGGUAUCAUGAUUGAGCUCUAGGAAUCGGGACGCAUCUAAGGUAUCUCGACCUAGGACAGCGAGCUAAAAAUACGUCCAGC